This is a messenger RNA of Lepus europaeus (European hare), 10548 nucleotides long. It is a transcript of the gene NAV2, whose product is annotated as neuron navigator 2. Gene Ontology annotation, molecular function: ATP binding; protein binding; ATP hydrolysis activity. The record is from RefSeq and is a predicted model, not a curated record. The transcript has 39 exons. Lineage: Eukaryota; Metazoa; Chordata; Mammalia; Lagomorpha; Leporidae. The coding region runs from base 47 to 7399 and encodes 2450 amino acids. Gene Ontology annotation, biological process: neurogenesis; nervous system development.
CGCCGCUGCCAGGGACGUGCUGGUCAAACCGAAGCCCCGGGAGAAGAUGCCGGCCAUCCUGGUCGCCUCCAAGAUGAAGUCGGGACUGCCCAAACCCGUGCACAGCGCCGCGCCCAUCCUGCACGUGCCCCCGGCCCGCGCUGGCCCCCAGCCCUGCUACCUCAAGUUGGGAAGCAAGGUGGAGGUGAGCAAGACGGCCUAUCCUGGCCAGACCCCCCUGAAACCGCAGGGGCUGCAGGAGCCGGCGGGGCAGGGGCCCCCGCUGCGGAAGAGCGGCUCGGUGGAAAACGGGUUCGAUACCCAGAUCUACACGGACUGGGCCAAUCAUUAUCUGGCCAAAUCCGGCCACAAGCGUCUCAUCAAGGAUCUGCAGCAAGAUGUGACGGAUGGCGUCCUCCUGGCCCAGAUCAUCCAGGUUGUAGCAAAUGAAAAGAUUGAAGACAUCAAUGGCUGUCCGAAGAACAGAUCGCAAAUGAUUGAAAACAUAGAUGCCUGCUUGAAUUUCCUGGCAGCGAAGGGGAUCAACAUCCAGGGGCUGUCUGCAGAAGAAAUCAGGAAUGGAAACCUCAAGGCCAUUCUAGGCCUCUUCUUCAGCCUCUCCCGCUACAAGCAACAGCAGCAGCAACCGCAGAAGCAACACCUCUCCUCGCCUCUGCCACCUGCCGUGUCCCAGGCGACCGGGGCUCCCUCCCAGUGCCAGGCUGGUGCCCCUCAGCAACAGGUGCCAGCUACUCCCCUAGCCCCGUGCCAGCCUCACCAGCCAGCGCCACAUCAGCAGUCAAAAGCACAAGCCGAAAUGCAAUCCAGUGCGUCACCCAAGGACUCAUCUCAAAGCAAAAUCAUCCGCUUCACUCUGGGUCAGAAAAAGAUCUCUAGACUUCCAGGUCCUACCGCGAGAGUGUCCGCUGCAGGCAGUGAGGCCAAAACACGCGGAGGAUCAGCCACUGCUAACAACCGACGCAGCCAGAGCUUUAACAACCAUGACAAGUCCAAGCCAGUCACCUCCCCACCCCCGCCACCGCCACCAGGCAGCCACGACAAAGAGCCAUUGGCAAGCUCCAUCUCUCCCCAGCCCGGGAUGAGCGAAAAUGUACCCGCUUCCUUGGAGAGCAGCGGCAGCCCCAGCCCCGCUAGCUGUACCUCCUCUGCCAUCCCCCAGCCUGGUGUGGCCUCCAAGCCGUGGCGCAGCAAGUCCCUCAGCGUGAAGCACAGCGCCACAUCGUCCAUGCUCUCGGUCAAGCCGUCCGGGCCCGAGGUCCCCAGGCCCACGCCCGAGGCCGUGAAGCCAGCCCCCAACAAUCAGAAAUCCAUGCUGGAAAAGCUAAAGCUUUUCAACAGUAAAGGGGCUUCCAAGGCAGGCGAGGGCCCGGGCUCCCGGGACACGAGCUGUGAGCGCCUGGAGAUCCUGCCCAGCUUUGAAGAGAGCGCAGAGCUGGAGGCUGCUGGCCGCGCGCUCUCGGCCGCGGGCGCCGCGUCCAGCAGCCCCAAGAUUGCUCUCAAGGGCAUCGCCCAGAGGACUUUCAGCCGGGCGCUGACCAACAAGAAGGGUUCCCCGAAAGGCAAUGAGAAAGAGAAAGAGAAGCAGCAGCGGGAGAAGGAGAAGGAGAAAGGCAGGGACCUCGCCAAGAGGGCGUCUGUGACCGAGAGGCCGGACUUCCGGGAGGAGCCCAGGGAGGAGCCCAGCGGUGCGGCCGUGACCGAGAUGCCGAAAAAGUCCUCCAAGAUCGCCAGCUUCAUCCCCAAAGGGGGCAAGCUCAGCAGUGCCAAGAAGGAGGCCACGGCCUCUUCCCACAGUGGGAUACCAAAACCGGGGAUGAAGAGCACACCCGGCAAGUCCCCAAGUGCCCCUGCGCCGUCCAAGGAAGGGGAGCGCAGCCGCAGCGGGAAGCCGAGCUCGGGGCUCCCGCCGCCCAAGCCCCAGCUGGACGGCAGACACUCCAGCUCCUCCUCCAGCCUGGCCUCCUCGGAGGGCAAAGGCCCGGGAGGGACCCCGCUGAACCACAGCAUCAGCAGCCAGACCGUCAGCGGGUCCGUCGGGACCACCCAGACCACGGGAAGCAAUACUGUCAGUGUUCAGCUACCUCAGCCCCAGCAGCAAUACAGCCACCCCAACACUGCCACGGUCGCGCCUUUCCUGUACAGGUCCCAGACGGACACCGAAGGGAAUGUGACUGCCGAGUCCAGCUCAGCAGGUGUGAGCCUGGAGCCCAGCCACUACACCAAGAGUGGACAGCCUGCCCUGGAAGAGCUCACUGGGGAAGACCCCGAGGCUCGGCGGCUGCGGACAGUGAAGAACAUCGCUGACCUGCGGCAGAAUUUGGAGGAGACCAUGUCCAGUUUACGGGGAACUCAGGUUACACACAGCACAUUGGAAACCACAUUUGACACCAACGUGACCACGGAGAUAAGUGGCCGCAGCAUCCUCAGCUUGACGGGGAGGCCCACUCCUCUGUCCUGGAGACUUGGCCAGUCCAGCCCUCGGCUCCAAGCAGGAGAUGCCCCCUCGAUGGGCAGUGGGUACCCACCUCGGGCCAACGCCAGCCGGUUCAUCAACACCGAGUCAGGCCGCUGCGCAUACUCUGCACCUCUGAGAAGGCAGCUGGCGUCCAGGGGCAGCAGCAUCUGCCACGUGGACAUGUCCGACAAGGCGGGGGAGGACGUGGACCUGGAAGGCAUCAGCGUGGACGCCCCCGGCUACAUGAGCGACGGGGAUGUUCUGAGCAAGAACAUCCGGACUGAUGACAUUACAAGCGGGUACAUGACCGAUGGCGGGCUCGGCCUGUACACACGGCGCCUGAACCGGCUGCCUGAUGGGAUGGCUGUGGUGCGGGAGACGCUGCAACGCAACACCUCCCUGGGCCUUGGAGAUGCAGACAGCUGGGAUGACAGCAGCUCCGUGAGCAGCGGCAUCAGCGACACCAUAGACAACCUCAGCACCGAUGACAUCAACACCAGCUCCUCCAUCAGCUCCUACGCCAACACACCUGCCUCCUCUCGCAGAAACCUGGACGUGCAGACAGAUGCAGAGAAGCACUCCCAGGUGGAGAGGAACUCGCUGUGGUCAGGUGAUGACGUCAAGAAAUCAGACGGAGGGUCAGACAGCGGCAUAAAGAUGGAGCCAGCUUCCAAGUGGAGGCGCAAUCCUUCCGAUGUGUCCGACGAGUCUGACAAGAGCACAUCGGGCAAGAAGAAUCCCGUCAUCUCGCAGACGGGCUCGUGGCGGAGGGGCAUGAGCGCACAGGUGGGCAUCACCAUGCCGAGGACGAAGCCGGCUGCCCCAGCGGGCACGCUGAAGACCCCAGGCACAGGGAAAACGGACGACGCAAAGGUGUCUGAGAAAGGAAGACUCUCGCCCAAAGCCUCGCAGGUGAAGCGCUCCCCAUCAGACGCCGGUCGCAGCAGCGGCGAUGAAUCCAAAAAGCCCCUUGCCAGCAGCUCCAGAACGCCCACUGCCAACGCCAACAGCUUUGGGUUCAAGAAGCAGAGCGGUUCGGCCGCCGGGCUGGCCGUGAUCACAGCCAGCGGGGCCACUGUCACCAGCCGGUCAGCCACGCUGGGCAAAAUCCCCAAGUCCUCCGCGCUGGUGGGUCGAUCUGCUGGUCGGAAGGCGAGCAUGGAUGGGGCCCCAAAUCAGGACGAUGGGUAUCUGUCCCUCAGCUCCCGGACAAACCUGCAGUACCGGAGCCUGCCCAGGCCCAGUAAAUCCAACAGCCGCAACGGGGCCGGGAACCGGUCUAGUACCAGCAGCAUCGAUUCCAACAUCAGCAGCAAGUCGGCAGGCCUGCCGGUGCCCAAGCUGAGGGAGCCCUCCAAGACGGCCCUCGGCAGCUCUCUGCCUGGCCUCGUCAACCAGACGGACAAGGAGAAAGGCAUCUCAUCAGACAACGAGAGCGUAGCCUCCUGUAACUCGGUGAAAGUGAACCCAGCAGCUCAGCCCGUGUCCGGCUCAGCUCAGGCCACUCUGCAGCCAGGGGCCAAAUACCCAGAUGUGGCCUCUCCCACGCUCCGCAGACUCUUCGGUGGGAAGCCUACCAAGCAAGGGCCCAUCGCCACGGCUGAAAACAUGAAAAACUCGGUGGUCAUCUCGAACCCUCACGCCACCAUGACCCAGCACGGCUCCCUGGACUCGCCCUCGGGCAGCGGCGUCCUGAGCAGCGGCGGCAGCAGCCCUCUCUACAGCAAGAACAUGGACCUCAACCAGUCUCCUCUAGCCUCCAGCCCCAGCUCCGCCCACUCAGGCCCCUCCAACAGCCUCACGUGGGGCACCAGUGCCAGCAGCUCCUCGGCCGUCAGCAAGGACGGCCUGGGCUUCCAGUCUGUCAGCAGCCUCCACACCAGCUGUGAGUCCAUUGACAUCUCCCUCGGCAGCGGAGGGGGCCUGAGCCACAACUCCUCCACGGGCCUGCUCAGCUCCUCCAAGGACGACUCCUUGACUCCCUUUGUCAGAACCAACAGUGUGAAGACCACACUGUCAGAAAGCCCUCUCUCUUCCCCUGCUGCUAGCCCUAAGUUCUGCAGAAGUACCUUGCCCAGGAAACAGGACAGUGACCCGCACCUUGAUAGGAACACUUUGCCUAAGAAAGGACUCAGGUAUACUCCCGCCUCCCAGCUUCGCACGCAAGAAGACGCAAAAGAAUGGUUACGGUCCCACUCUGCUGGAGGCCUCCAGGACACUGCUGCCAAUUCCCCUUUCUCCUCCGGCUCCAGUGUAACUUCUCCCUCCGGAACGAGAUUCAACUUUUCCCAGCUCGCAAGUCCCACCACUGUCACCCAGAUGAGCUUGUCCAACCCAACCAUGCUGAGGACCCACAGCCUCUCCAAUGCUGACGGGCAGUACGACCCAUACACCGACAGCCGCUUCCGGAACAGCUCCAUGUCCUUGGAUGAGAAGAGCAGAACCAUGAGCCGUUCCGGCUCAUUCCGAGAUGGGUUUGAAGAAGUUCAUGGAUCCUCGCUCUCCUUGGUUUCCAGCACGUCAUCCAUUUAUUCUACGCCGGAAGAAAAGUGCCAGUCGGAGAUUCGCAAACUUCGGCGGGAGCUGGAUGCCUCCCAAGAAAAGGUGUCAGCAUUGACGACGCAGCUGACGGCAAAUGCCCACCUGGUGGCAGCUUUUGAACAGAGUCUGGGGAACAUGACCAUCAGGCUCCAGAGUUUGACCAUGACAGCUGAGCAGAAGGAUUCAGAACUGAAUGAGUUAAGGAAAACUAUUGAGCUGCUAAAGAAACAGAACGCAGCUGCCCAGGCUGCCAUUAAUGGAGUAAUUAACACGCCAGAGCUCAACUGCAAAGGAAACGGCGCCUCCCAGGCUUCAGACCUCCGCAUCCGCAGGCAGCACUCCUCCGACAGCGUCUCCAGCAUCAACAGCGCCACCAGCCACUCCAGCGUGGGCAGCAACAUAGAGAGUGACUCCAAGAAAAAGAAGAGAAAGAACUGGUUACGCAGCUCCUUCAAGCAAGCUUUCGGAAAGAAGAAGUCCCCCAAGUCGGCAUCCUCGCAUUCAGACAUAGAGGAGAUGACGGACUCAUCACUGCCUUCCUCGCCGAAGCUGCCGCACAACGGGUCCACGGGCUCCACUCCGCUGCUGCGGAACUCUCACUCCAACUCCCUAAUUUCAGAGUGCAUGGACAGUGAGGCCGAGACAGUCAUGCAGCUCCGGAAUGAGCUGAGAGACAAGGAGAUGAAGCUGACAGACAUCCGCCUGGAAGCCCUCAGCUCCGCCCACCAGCUCGACCAGCUCCGGGAGGCCAUGAACAGGAUGCAGAGUGAAAUAGAGAAGCUGAAGGCUGAGAAUGACCGGCUGAAGUCCGAGUCUCAAGGCAGUGGCUGCAGCCGGGCCCCCUCCCAGGUGUCCAUCUCUGCCUCCCCGAGGCAGUCCAUGGGCCUCUCCCAACACAGUCUGAACCUCACCGAGUCAACCAGCCUGGACGUGUUGCUGGAUGACACUGGUGAAUGCUCGGCUCGGAAGGAAGGAGGCAGGCAUGUUAAGAUAGUUGUCAGCUUUCAGGAGGCAAUGAAGUGGAAGGAGGACUCCAGACCACACCUCUUUCUUAUUGGCUGCAUUGGAGUCAGUGGCAAGACGAAGUGGGAUGUGCUCGAUGGGGUGGUUAGACGCCUGUUCAAAGAGUACAUCAUUCACGUGGACCCGGUGAGUCAGCUAGGGCUGAAUUCUGACAGUGUCCUGGGCUAUAGCAUUGGCGAAGUCAAGCGCAGCAACACUUCGGAAACGCCAGAGCUGCUCCCCUGUGGCUAUCUGGUGGGCGAGAACACCACCAUCUCCGUCACUGUCAAAGGCCUGGCAGAGAACAGCCUGGACUCGCUGGUGUUCGAGUCCUUGAUCCCCAAGCCCAUCCUGCAGCGCUACGUGUCCCUGCUGACGGAGCACCGGCGGAUCAUCCUCUCCGGCCCCAGCGGCACCGGGAAAACCUACCUGGCCAACCGACUGUCCGAGUACAUGGUGCUGCGAGAGGGCCGGGAGCUGACGGAUGGGGUCAUUGCCACCUUUAACGUGGACCACAAGUCCAGCAAGGAGCUGCGCCAGUACCUGUCCAACCUGGCUGAUCAGUGCAACAGUGAGAACAACGCCGUGGACAUGCCGCUUGUCAUCAUCUUGGACAACCUGCAUCACGUCGGCUCUCUGGGCGAGAUCUUCAACGGGCUGCUCAACUGCAAGUACCACAAAUGCCCUUACAUCAUUGGCACAAUGAACCAGGCUACCUCUUCUACCCCCAACCUGCAGCUUCAUCAUAACUUCAGGUGGGUGCUCUGUGCCAACCACACGGAGCCCGUGAAAGGUUUCCUGGGCCGGUUCCUGAGGAGGAAGCUCAUGGAGACGGAGAUCAGCGGGCGGGUGCGGAACGUGGAGCUGGUCAAGAUCAUCGACUGGAUCCCCAAGGUCUGGCAUCACCUCAACCGCUUCCUGGAGGCGCACAGCUCCUCCGACGUCACCAUCGGGCCCAGGCUCUUCCUGUCCUGCCCCAUCGACGUGGAUGGCUCGCGGGUGUGGUUCACCGACCUGUGGAACUACUCCAUCAUCCCCUACCUCCUGGAAGCCGUGCGAGAGGGACUCCAGCUGUAUGGAAGGCGCACUCCCUGGGAGGAUCCCGCCAAGUGGGUGAUGGACACGUACCCGUGGGCUGCCAGCCCGCAGCAGCACGAGUGGCCUCCCCUGCUGCAGCUCCGGCCUGAGGACGUCGGCUUCGAUGGCUACUCCAUGCCUCGGGAGGGCUCAGCAAGCAAACAAGUGCCCCCCAGCGACGCCGAAGGAGACCCGCUGAUGAACAUGCUGAUGAGGCUGCAGGAGGCCGCCAACUACUCCAGCCCCCAGAGCUACGACAGCGACUCCAACAGCAACAGCCAUCAGGACGACUUCCUGGACUCGUCCCUGGAGUCCACUCUGUGACGGGCUCGGCUCUGGAGCCUGCCGUCUCCUCUCCUCCUCGCCCUGCCCCACCUGCAUCCCCCACGUUAUCCCGAAGAUGACUUCCUGAGCCAGCCCCCCAGCCGCAGCCUCGGAGCUGCAGGAUCCCGGGACCCCUCGUCCCCCUGCCUCGCUCGCGUGCUGGUGUCCCGGGCGGGCCGGCCGCCUGGGGCCCACCUUACUUCCACAGCGAGGACUGCACUACUUUCUGUUCUCCUUCAGUUAUUGUUUUGCCUUGUUGCUGUGAGCGCCCUAAAACACUGAGGAUGCUUCUCGGGAAGGGGCCAUCCCCGCUGAGCUGGAAAGAACCCGCCCGAAGCUCUGAAAUCAAACCGCACUCUGCCAUGAGCUGCCCAGAGAUGGGAGAGGCUGGGGCAAAGUUGGAAAUGGAGACGGCGUGGCUCCUCUCACUUCAGACCCUGGGGUCUCGCUGCCGGCGCCGGCCUCAGAGAGAUCUGGUGCUAACCCGGGCGCUUGCUUUGGUCUUGCUCCGUGUACUACAGAGCUGCGAUGCAGGAAACCCUUAGGAGAAGAGAAAUCGUGCUUUUUUUUUUUUUUUUUUUUUUUUUAUUUUUCACUUUUUUUAAAUGGUGCUCUCCUUGCUCGAGAGGUAUUUUGCCUGUUCCAGUUCAGCCCUUUGCAGGCCCCUGAGCCUCCGAUUACCCCGUGAGAGUGAGUGGAGGAGUGAGAAUGUGGGCGGCAGGUGCGGCCGCCCGUGCAGACCUGCAUGUGUGUUUCCCUAUCAUGUCGCGAUGAAUCAGGUUUUGUUUUUGCUAACACUGUGUAUAGUGAGAACUGUUCUACUUCAGAGAACCGAUCACCCCUUUCCAAUGAGGUUGAGUGUCUCCGUUUCUGACUUAUUGAUUUUAAAGACUAUUUUUUUUUUCUUCUCUCCUUCCUCUCUUGGUCAGAAUCGAUCCUUUGGUGAAAGUAGAAGCCACAGGAGUUGAGUUUUGGUUUGGUCCUGCUCCAUUUUGGUUUUUAGUUGUCCAGCCUCACGGUUCUACACACUCGCCCCCGUUACUGGGCCUCGAGGGCCGAGAAUGUGUGUGGACACCUCAGGCCUCCCGGCCCCAGCUGCUCCCAGUGGGGUGGUGAGGUUGCCUCGCAAAAACCUUGCACUUUUCCUCAGACCCAGCGGGACCCGCGACCCGAGGCAGCUCAGCCAGGGAGCUCUGCCCUAGCCCCCUCCGCCCCAGCCCCCACCUCCGUCCAGUCCAGACGAGCCUUGCCCGACGUCUUCGGUGCUGACCUCCCCAAAGCGAUGCCUUACUGGUUUUGUACUAACCAUGUUCAUUUACGUGAGUGUUGUUGUGCCUGCGUGGGGUUUUUGGUUUGGUUUUGUUUUCCCAUCAAAGCAAACAGGGCUAAAAAAAAAAAAAAAAAAAGUCAUCCGUUCAUUAGGAGAACUCAAAUUGCUGUGACUUUUCUCAUCCAAAAGACUCAUUUGUAUGGCUGCAUGACCGUGGGGAAAAAACAAAUAAGGAUCCAUGUUUCAGUUCAUAGCAGUCUCCAGCUGAGAGCCUGGCUGGCUGGUGGUGUGCCCCACGCAGGUCUCCAUGACAUCAUCGCUGUCCCUGCCUAAGGGAGACCCCGCGUGCCGUGGCUUCAUCCUCACCGUGGUAGAUCUGUGAGUUGUUUCUGUUUUGCAAAGAGAAUCUCAGCUCCCACGAGGGCGUCUCCGUCACUGAUCAGGGUUUUUAUUCCAUGUCCGUGCUUCUGUUCCUGAAGAUUUGUCUCUUGGCAUCUUUUCCUACCGUACGACCUUGACCUGAAACUCCUCACAUCCACUGGAGAGCGUGUCCACCAGUGGGUGGAGAGAAAGCCUUUCAACACAGACCCCGCCCUAUGCUCAGACUCCGCCCAGCUCCCUGCGGCUCUGGGUGUGAGCAGGUCUUGUUCUCUUGAUUUUUUUUAACAAAACAUCCAAACCCUAUGUUUAGCCUGUGACGGGAGUGGAAGAGGGGAGCACAAACCCUGAGCCUUCUGGUAAACCCCAAGGGUGGCGGGUCUCUGACCCCGUGUCUCCCAGCUAUGACCUGAUGCUCUUGUACUGUGAAUUGGGAGGGAGGAAGAAUUCCCUCCUCCCCGUGGGCAGGUGUCCCUGUCACCUUGUGAGUUGACACCUGCCAGUGUUGUCUGAGGUUGUUUUCUUCCCACGCCUUCCCUUUCUCUGCUCCCAUCCCCAUUCAUCCCUCUCACCUCACCGGGUCCAGCUCGGAAGCCAGACCCGCGGACCUGGUGCUGCCUGGUUGGUGGACAGCGAUUCCAAGUAGCCCCCGUGCGAUUCACAACUCAGUGUCCUUCCUAAAGUUCGGGCAGCAGGGUUGUCUAACGUGCACAUGUCUCACGUGGGUCAUCUUUUUAGUUCAGUUUGUCACUCACCUUUGACAAAGUGGCUUUGAACUCCUUUAGGGCUCUGUCUGAAAUGCUUCCAUUUUGCCUUGUCCUACAGUGAGGCGGAUUUAGAAAUGUCUGAAAUUCUAUGCAACAUUUAUGUUGAGCUACCGAUGGAAGCCAAAAGUUUUCUUCCCAAGCUGCCAAGACUUCUACGGGCCAUAAUGAAAUGGGAAUGCCUUUUUAUUAAGGUGGGGGAGGUGGGAGGGCAGGGUGGGAGUGGGACAAGGAACGUGACCUGUCUCGACUUGCGUUGUACCUUGGGGACAUUGUAUUGUUUGAUGCGUACACUUCAGAAUUCUGUGUAUUCCAGUCUGUGGUGAAUCUACUUCAAAAGGAAAAAUAAUCCAACUUUGUGGAUACCGAGUGGAAGGUUUGCUGUUUUGACCUGGUUGUUCCCAGUGGAGCAGUUUAUGAAAUAUGUUCUAUAAGAUGUACAUUUUUUCAUUGUAACAUAGAAAUUGUAAAUAAUUAAAGUGCUGCAUUUUGAUGAAUUUUUUCUAGCCAUUUUUAAAGAGAAAACUAGGAAUCCAGUAUUUUGUGUACGGUCUUGUUUCCUUCCUUACUCCCCGCCUCCCUCCCUCCCUCCCUAUUUAAUUUUCAUUUGUCAUGAGGGUUUUUGGAUUUGCCAGUGAUCUGCUGGAGAUCAGGCUCCAUGUCCUGGAGAAUAAAGCUGAUGAUUGUACCCAUCUUAAAUUAUUCAUGAUUCAAUAAAAUCGAUGCUUAUUUAUUCA